Messenger RNA from Dictyostelium purpureum, 468 nucleotides. RefSeq lists its product as uncharacterized. The record is from RefSeq and is a predicted model, not a curated record. The annotation marks the transcript as partial. Gene Ontology annotation, molecular function: iron ion binding; heme binding; monooxygenase activity. NCBI's taxonomy places the organism in Eukaryota, Evosea, Eumycetozoa, Dictyosteliales, Dictyosteliaceae. The transcript has a single exon.
AUGAUCUUUUGUUUAAUCGAACUCAUUAACUAUCCAGAUAUUCAAUCUAAAUUAAACAAUAGUAUUUUAUCUUCAAUUUUUCCAAAUGAAACUGUAAUUACCCAUAGUAAAUAUCGUUCGUCUAUUCAAUAUUUAACAAUGGUAAUGAAAGAAACCUUCCAUAUGUACCCUAUUGGACUUUUAGGUAUUCCACAUGUAACAUCAGUUGAUGUAGAAGUUGAAGGUGUCAAAAUUGCUGCAGGAACUCAAGUAUUCCAAAAUAUCUAUGCAUCACAUAGAUGCGAAGAAUUCUUUAGUGGUUCAAAUGAAUUUAUACCAGAAAGAUUUAUGGAAUCAUCAAAUUUAAAUUACGGUAGCCAAACAAACCUUGUUCAUAUUGGAAUCGGUGUAAGAGACUGUAUUGGUAAAUCAUUAGGUGAAACAAAAUUUUUUACAUUUUUAUCAACUCUAAUUAACAGAUACGAAUUU